GCGGAGGUGAGCGGAGGUGAGCGGAGGUGAGCGGAGGUAAGAGGAGGUGGGCGGAGGUGGGAGAAGGUGGGCGGAGGUGGGCGGAGGUGGGCGGAGGGCAAUCGGAGAUGGGCGGAGGGCAUUCGGAGAUGGGCGGAGGAGGUGAGCGGAGGUGGGUGGGAAACAAAGCGGAGUCGGCGGGAGGAGACGACGUGUGGAGGUGGGCGGAGGUGGGAGGAGGUGGGCGGAGGUGGUCGGAGGCUGCGAAGUUGGACAGCCACUGGCUGUUCGACGCGAACAGGGCCAUGGCGCCGCCCCGUGACGGCCCUCUUCUCAACGGGCGUGCCGAUCUGGGCCGACGGGCCGGAUUUCCACGCGAUCUUAAGACUUUAAGAUCGCGCAUCGAUCCAGGCCGUCCGACCAAGCGGACGGUCUGGAUCGCCGCGCGAUCUUAUGUAUGCUACCUUUGGGAAUCGAGGACAGGAUGGAAGCUACGUCACAAGUAUACAGGCCAUAGCAACUGGAUAAGGGCAUUGAGGAUGACAAAGGAUUCGGUCAUAACUGGCAGUGACGAUUGGACUGCACGAGUUUGGGCUGUUUCGAAUGGCGAAUGUGAGGCUGUCCUGGCCUGUCAUAGUGGUGCUGUCACUUGUGUAGAACAAUGUCCUCUUAGUGGGGGCGUCAUUACAGAGAUCGAUGAGCUCACAGACCUGUUGGACGCUUCAGAGUACGACGGCGAGGAGAUUGCUGAGGGUAGCACCCUCGCCGCAGUAGUCAAGGCUAAGGCUGGUGGCCGAGUGAAGGGCCAUCCAAAGAGUCAAGGGAAGGCCGCCUCCAAUCAGACCAAAGUGGCUGAUUGGGUCAAGGCAGGUCCUGAUCAGGAAGUGUGGCGGGACCGCCGAGUGCGUGGUGAUUGUAUUAACUGUGGAGUUGUAGAAAGGGAGGUUGUCCACGCCAUAGAAAUCAUUCCAGGGAGUAAAACCCCAAAGGGAAGGAUCUAUAGGAUGCUUCUGGCCGAGUUGGAUGAACUUCGGCGACAACUCAAAGAGCUGACAGAGAAGGGAUGGAUCCGGCCUAGUACUUCCCCUUACGGAUCUCCAGAACUAUUUGUACCAAAGAAGGGGGGUACAUUGAGGAUGUGCAUUGACUAUAGAGGCCUCAAUGCCAUCACAGUGAAGAACGCAGUGCCUCUACCUCGCAUAGACGACCUACUGGAUAGGGUGCAGGGAUGCAAGUACUAUAGCAAGAUAGACUUGAAAUCCGGCUAUCAUCAGAUCGCUAUAAGACCUGAGGACCAACACAAGACAGCUUUUCAGACUCGAUAUGGUCUGUAUGAGUUUGUAGUGAUGCCCUUUGGUCUUUGCAAUGCGCCGGGAACAUUCCAGCACGCCAUGAAUCGGGUCUUCCAUGACCAUUUAGAUAAGUUUGUCGUGGUUUACCUUGACGACAUUCUGAUCUUUAGUAAGUCUGUCGAGGAGCAUGCACAACACGUUGAGACUAUAUUUUCACUCCUGCGACAGCACAAGUAUAAGGUCAACCUAGAGAAGUGUGAGUUUGGUCGCUCUAAGAUAUUAUACCUGGGUCAUGAAGUAUCCGCGGAAGGGAUUAGGCCGGAAGAUGCGAAGGUGGCUAGUAUUCGAGACUGGCCACGACCUCAGACUGUCACUGAGGUCAGAUCUUUCUUAGGAAUGUGUGGCUACUAUAGGAACUUUGUAAAGAACUAUUCUACAGUCGCCUCUCCUUUGAUGGAUCUAACUCGACUUGACACGCUGUGGGACUGGAGUGAUGAGUGCGAGGGUGCUUUCAAGCGAUCGAAGCAUGCACUUAUGAAUCAUCAAGUUCUCAUGGUUCCCGAUCCUCGGAAACCAUUUAUAACGCUCAAAUGGAUCGAGACUCAACCGACUCUUUCUGAUGCACUCAAGCGUUGGAUUGAGGUCAUAGAUCAGUAUGACUUCAAGCUUGAGUAUCUGAAGGGAGAGUACAACAAGGUUGCAGAUGCGCUAUCUCGUAGAGCAGACUACCUAGGGGUGCUAGUUUCCGAGUUCGGUGUAUCUCAGGAAGUGACUCAAUCGUUGGUGGGAGCCUAUCAGGAAGACCCUGUCAUGAUGGACAUCAUGCGCAAACUUCAAGCAAAAGACAAGGCCACAAAAAGUGAGUUUGUGAUGGUGGAUGGGUUACUCUUUCUUGAUAAGGCCGGGUGUAAAAGGUUAGUAGUUCCAUCAAGUGAGAGUUUGCGUAGUUUAUUUCUAGGAGAAUGUCAUGACGCAACCAGACACUUUGGCUACAAAAAGACGAGUGUCAAUCUAGUACAACGAUUUUGGUGGCCUGGAAUGCUAGAUGACGCAAAGAAGUAUGUAGAGACGUGUCAGGUCUGUCAGCAGGACAAGCCGCAAACUCAAGUACCGCUUGGGUUGCUGAAGCCCUUACCCAUCCCCGCUGGUCCAGGACAGAGUGUUUCCAUGGAUUUCAUGGACACCCUGGUGACCAGUAAGAGUGGCAAGAGGCACAUUUUCGUCAUGAUCGAUCGAUUCACCAAGUAUGCUAGACUAGUUGCCAUGCCAGAGCCCGCCAGGACGGACCACGUCAUCAAGUUGUUUAUGGACAACUGGGUGCGUGAUUUUGGACUUCCAAAGUCAAUCGUUAGUGACAGAGAUGUCCGAUUCACAAGUCCAGGAGACGAGAGGAGACUGCGGAGAGAGGCUAGAGAGAGAGCAGCGGCAAGAAGAGUGAGGGUGGUUGAGGACAGCGCCAGGUCUAGAACUACAGCUAGUUCCGGUACGACCAUGGCUACUUCCUCUACCAUGUCGCAGGCCUCUUCACAGGCCACUUCGUCAGGAGUCAAUCAGAGUGGUUCUCAGACUUCCAUUAGCCAGAGUGUUGGCUUGCAAGUCAGCCAACAGGCUCAACUCAUGCUGGAGGAUUAUGAAAUCCUCCAAGCAGAAGAACUUCAGGAUGAGCUACAUCGGCAAUUGGAUGAGGCAGCAGAGAGAAGAAGAAGAGCAAUCAUGAGAAAAGUUAGACUAGGUAGUAGAUUGCAGGAGCUAAGCAGAUUAGAAGCAUUAGAUGAGUCAACACUUGACCCUGCGAUGCGAGCGCUGCGUAACUCGCUCCUGUGUGUGGCGGAGAUGCAGGUUUUUCAGCAGGAGGUGUUGGCUGAACUAGUGGCAGGCCAGAAACGAAUUAUGGCUGCACUACAGGCUCCUCGUCCGGUGAUGAGGCAGCCUCAGUUUGUUGUAGCUCCCCCAUCGGUUGCGGGUCCAUCGAUGACGCCGUCGCCGGUUGGGCCCUCAUUCUCACCUAUGUUUGGCAUGUCCCCUCCAGGUGGUUAUGUAGCGACUAGUGGUCCGGUUCUUAGAACUUGUGCCGUACCAUCCACGACAGUGGUUACUACAGUCCCACUGUCAAGUCAGGCUCAUGUUAGUGUGCAGCAAGCUGUUUCGGUGCCUAUGCAGCCACUGCAGCAAUCUCCUGGGCCAAUGCAGCCUAUGCAGUGGAUGCCCAAAAUACCCUUGCUGAGUCCUAAGCCCUUCUCUGGCGACAGGAAGAAGGAUGAGGACUUGGAUACCUGGGUAAGGACGGUGCCUACCUAUGUGAGGCACAAGCUUACCAGGCCGGAGCAAGAAGUUGUAGUGGCUGCCUCCUUUUUAGAAGGGUCAGCAGCCCGCUGGUUGAAUGGCCUAGUGCAGCAACAGGGCUACGGUCAUAACUUCGAUGCCUGGGCCCAGACCCAGACAUUGGAAGAAUUCGCACGGUCCGUGUAUAACAGGUGGCAUGACCCUCAAUGGGCUCAAAAGGCCACAGACGCAAUCAACAGUCUUUGUGCCAGAAGGCUCAAGAAUGUUCGAGAGCUCACAAAUAUUGUAGAACGUCUGCUCGUGGUACCUGGUGUGCGCUAUGACCAGCAGGUUCUCCUCGCGGAUUACCUAAGAUGUCUGCCUUCAGAGGUUAGGACAAAGUUGGUGGAUGAGGCCUAUGUCGAGCAGCACAACUUCGCCUCCUUCAGCAAAAAGGCCUUAGAUAUAGAGGCAAAAUUGGGGUCCGUACAUCAGAGUCAAGGAGAUGGUAGGAAGAAGAGACUACCCCAGGACUGGAAGAAGAAAGGGCAACUAAUGUUCGUCGGCCACGAUGGUCAGACGACAAAAAUUGACAACUUCCCAGACCUUGGGAGGAGACAGAGCACGAUGGGGCCAGCGAGACUUCGGGGGGGAGUCGUGGCGCCCAUCAAAGAAAGGGCUAGGGAGACCGGGAAAAAAAAGGUAGUACGGUCCAUUGGUCAGGGCGACCAAGGUACACCCGCCUGGGUGAAACUUGGUUUAGAGUAUGAGGUGUGGAGGGACCGAGCUGCUAGGGGUACGUGCAUGAACUUUGGCAACUAUGGCCACACGUCGAGAACGUGCCGAGGCGUGGUAGAACGGGAGGUGGUCCAUGCAAUAGAGGUUGUCCUACGUAGCAAGGUGCCUAGAGGACGAAUCUAUAGGAUGUCUCCUGCGGAGUUGGAUGAGCUUCGCCACCAGUUCAAGGAGCUUAGAGAAAAGGGAUGGAUUCGGCCUAGUACCUCCCCUUACGGCCGUGCUCAGGCGCCACCAUCACCAGUCGGGCCUGGUGCCUGGCCUGUGCCAUAUCCUCCCUUCUCUGUCCCACCGGUGACUGGGGUAUCCCCAUAUGUAGCCCCAUCAACGGUUGCUAUCGUUUCCCUGGGCAUGCCGCUGUCAGGAGGGGUAACAACAAGGAGUAGUUUACAGGUUCCUGUACAGACAGUGUUCACUCAAAGUCCGUUGCAGGUUGCAGUCACCACGCAGCCUGCUGUCUCGCAGCCUGUGCAGCCUCAGGGCACGCAGCCCCGGCAGUUAGCACAACAACCUGUGUCACCGGGUCCACAGCCCGGAGUGAUGCAAGGACCGGGACAAACUCAGUGGGUUCCGAAGACGGCCAUCGCCGCUCUCAAACCUUUUACAGGGGAUAAGAGGGGCGAAGACCUCGACACAUGGUUGAGGGCAGUGCCGGUCUACGUCAGGUGCAAACUCACUUUGCCGCACGAAGAAGUGCUUGUGGCUGCCUCCUACCUCGAGGGUAGUGCAGCGAGAUGGUUGAGCGGUCUAGUGCAACUUCAGGGAUAUGGUCAUGACUUCCGCGCUUGGGCGGCCUCCCAAAAAUUGGAGGACUUCCUGAAGAUGGUGGAAGAGAGGUGGCAUGAUCCUCAGGAGACCCAAAGGGCCACUGACGCGAUCCAGACACUGCACACGCGGCAGUGUAAGUCAGUAAGGGAAGCCACCGACGCUGUUGAGCGUCUGAUCUGUGUCCCUGGGGUGCGCUAUGAUCCCCAGGUCCUGUUGACUUCGUACCUAAGAUGCUUUUCUCAGCCUUUCAGGAACCAGUUGGCAAAAGAGGCCAACAUCAAUAUGCACAACUUCCCUUCGUUUAGCAAGGUGGCCCUAGACCUGGAAGCAAAGAUAGGGCAUGGAMAGGCACCCACUAGGGAUGGGAGAAAGAAGACACUGCCUCCCAACUGGAAGGCGAAGGGUCGCCUAAUGUUUGUCGACAACGAUGGUUCAACCAUCGAGUUGGACGGCAACCUCCAGGAGGGAGUAGGUUCAGAGGCAGGCAACUUAGAUGCUUCAGAGGGUGGAGUGGUCGUUGUCGUAGCACAAAAUGGUAAGGCGACCGGUAGACGUCGCGGAGGCUCCCGGUCUAGGAGUCAAGUUGACCACAACGCUCCUCCUUGGGAGAAAGCGGGUCUCACGGAGGACGUGUGGAGAGACCGUUACUCUCGGCAGGCCAGUAUUCGUUGUGGUCAAUAUGGCCACAGCCAAUUCAAGUGCCGCAACAAGAAGCAAGCUAUGAAUCGGAUAUUCCAUGACUACUUGGAUAAGUUUGUCAUCGUGUACCUCGAUGAUAUACUUAUUUUCAGUAAAACUGUCGAGGAACAUGUUGCACAUCUGGACAAAGUUCUCGGUCUCCUGCGACAGCACAAGUUCAAGAUCAACGGUGAGAAGUGCGAGUUUGGCCGCACCCGUGUCUUGACUGAUCUGACCCGCCUUGACACCCCAUGGGAGUGGACAGAUAAGUGCGAGGCUGCUUUCAGACAUCUGAAGCAUGCGUUGACGCACUACGAAGUCUUGAAACUUCCUGAUCCUGACAAGCCGUUCAUAGUCACCACGGAUGCCAUCCAAUAUGGCAUUGGCGCCGUGCUCGCGCAGCAGGAGGGGCAAAAGUUGAGGCUAGUAGAGUACAUGUCCAAGAAAAUGCCGUCUCAGAAGUUGGCUAAGUCCACUUAUGAGAAGGAACUCUAUGCGGUGUACAAGGCUCUCACCCAUUGGAGACACUAUCUCCUUGGGAGGUUCUUCAUCCUCAGGACUGAUCAUCAGCCCCUGAGAUGGAUGAGAACUCAACCGGUACUCUCUGACGCUCUCAAGCGUUGGAUCGAAGUUAUUGAGCAAUAUGACUUUGACCCUCAGUAUCUCAAAGGGGAGUACAACAAGGUUGCUGAUGCCUUGUCGCGCAGACCGGACUUCUCAGGUGCGCUGAUUACUGAGUUUGAUCUGAGGGACAAUGUUACUCGGUCUUUGGUGGAAGCCUAUCGCGAGGACCAGUUUAUGUCUGAGAUCAUACGCAGACUUGAGGCAAAGGAUAAGAAGACUUCCGCCGAGUUUGAGUUGGUCAAUGGCUUGCUGUUCCUAGAGAAGGCAGGGAAUAAACGCUCUGUGGACUGCACGGCCCGUCUUUGGGAGGCUGAACAAGGUGCCCUUGACAGCAUUAUCAUCAAGGCAUUGGUGAAUAUGGCUUUUGUCAUUGUCAUCAUCAUCAUCAUCAUCAUCAUCAUCAUCAUUGUUGUUGUUGUCAAUGGGAUGGUCUUCUUUCCUGUCGGCCGUAUGCUUGCGGUUGCUUUAUUGGUGAUGGUUUCUUUUGCUACUGCUGUCUUUGUGGUGGUGGUGUUGGUGCUGCUGCUGCUGCUGCUGGUGGUUCGCUGUGUCGCUUGUGAUGUUGAGAGUGGGAGGAUUAUGAGUGGGGGCAGAAAUGGUGUUCUGCGUUUAUGGGAGCCGCCGUCAUUAGCAUCUUCACAAGCCUAGUUCAUUCACUCACGGGCACUGUAAUUGCUUACGAUGACAAGGGUGCUGGCUCAGGAUGCUAGUCCUUUCUCCAGGCCAAUACGGAGAGCAGCAGAAGUGCCGCGCUAUGCUAUGAAGAUGACGCUCUCUCUGCUGAUCAGCCACAGAGCAGGGCGGUGUAGGGCAUCUGGCAACUCUUCAAAGUUAGAAGAGGUUUGUAUUGAAUGAUUGGCUUGCAGGUAUUCUCAGAGCAGGAGAUCUUGGUCCGAUGCAGGACCAGCCGAGAAGCCAUAUUGCGGAUCUUUUUGCCUCCAGCAGGUCUGAAGAGGUACACUCCCUGAUCUCUUCUUAACUCACACAUUCGUGAUUGUCGCUGUUUUUCCUCGUCGCUAGAGAUCGGGUCAGUCAGCACUCCUAGAACGCAUAUUGUGCUUAUGUUUGCCAAGAGCUCCAGAUGGGUGUGAUUCUCGAGUUUAUAAAUUCUGAGGGUUUGAACCCAGGCCUGCUGGGUGAAAGAAGUGACGGUAACCGAUCGGGCUGGGCACACACUUGGGUGUGAUUCGGCAAAGAGCUUAGGAGCUAAUUCUCCCAUCCUAUCAUCCACAGUCCCACCCCUUCGAAUGGUUGCUUCCAUCUCUGGAAGGCGUGGCAAAGAGUUUGCUUGGAAUGUGAAUUUCAGGAGAGGGGAAGGAAGUCUGCUUUCUGCAUGAUGGUUGACAAGGUAGGAGCUGAAUAACGCAGUUCUAUCGAAUAGCAAUCGGCAGAUCGAAGUGUACAUGUGAUAUGGCAGAUUUCUCAGGGGCAAUGCUGUUUGCGUUUCAAAGGGAGGGGAAGAAAAAGAGGCAACAUAGAAGAAGCCCACAAGGGAGGAAGAAAAAGAGCAAUCUAGGAAGGAAAUGUGCAUCAGUACCAACUAGGACGUCGUGAAACCAGUAUAUGUGAGAAAUCCAGAAGAUACCCGAGAAGGCUGUGCAUGUAUGUGUUUGCGAAUGUCAGUUGGACGAGACAGGAAGGACUUCUGCUUUGUCCAUCAUGAUUGACAAGGUAGGAGUUGAAUAUCUCACUUCGAUUGUACGUACGACGAUCUGCUGGCCAUCGUGUACAAACGAUAUGACAGAUUUCCUGGGAGCAAUUCUGUAUGCAUUCAAAUGAGGAAACAAGGAAGUAAAACAGGCGAAGGGGGAGGAAGAAUUGAGCACUCUAGGAAGAGGGGAAAUCUGUGACUCCAAGCGAGUACAUUGCGAAGGUAAUCUGUGUGAGAAGUUCAAAGGACACCCCAGACAGCUGUGGAUCUGUGCGUCUGUCAGUGUGCAGGCACGCACGCGACCGGACUCGAACAUUUACGUCUGUGGGACUGUGUAUGUCCCUGUUAGUGUGUGCGUUCACUUGUUGUGUUGAUGUGUGUGUGUGGUAGUGUAUGUUUUUGUGUCUGUGUGGGCGCCUAUAGGGGUGUGCGAGUGUGUUAUGUGUGUGUGGAAGUGUGUCUGUGCUAAUGUGUGUGUGUGUGUGCAUAUGUGUGCGUGUGGUGCAUGUGUGUGUGUGUGUGUGUGUGCAUGUGUGUGGGUCUGUGUGGGUGUGGGUGUGGGUGGGUGAACAUAUUCCAUUUUUCGUUCUUUUGAAGCUUUUGCUUACCUGAGGCUUUCUGAUCAAAAGUCAUCGAGUUUGUUGUUAUGGGUACACCCUUUGCACGUGGAUUUUUUGUUUGACAAAACAAAGCACUGGAAGAAGUUGGGGUGGUAUGAAACGUGGAGAAUUUGAUGCAGCAUGGGAUGAUUGAAAAAGUAAAAUCAUUUUGGAACA
Molecule: messenger RNA, 8825 nt
Organism: Chara braunii
Lineage: Eukaryota; Viridiplantae; Streptophyta; Charophyceae; Charales; Characeae
Source: the annotation of a GenBank genome assembly